GGGUGGCUCCCAAGGUGAAUUUCAUGGCUGACGUGUAGAGGAGAUUGUCUCUGCUCGUACUCGCUGUCGUCGUGUUCCUCAUCGUCGUUUUCCUCCACGUGUGUUUGUCGUGGCGGCUGUGGAAACAACAUCGCAAGAGGAGGGCUCCAACGAAACAGGUGGCAGGGGAACGUCCGAUGGCGAGCAUGCAGGCACGCGAAGGUGUUGGUGCAGGUCAAGGCGGAAGACGACCUCCGACUGCGGAGCCUCCACGACGGUACGACCCAUCUUUGUACAACCAUCUAAAGUUGUGGGAGAUGCCACUACCCCGGUCCAACGAGGACCCAGAGACGGAAGAACUUCCAACGUUGCCUCUUGCCAGCGGGUCGACGCAGCUGUUGUCGCAGACAAUGCGAGCAUGUGGGUCGGCUAGCAACAAAGGCGGCGAGUUCACCUCACUGUUGCACCAAGGCUUGGGAGACGACGACGAUGGGGGACUUGAUCUCAGGCUCAGGUUGUGUUCUAGCGGCGCUAGGAAGGUGAGCCGCACGUUCAUCGUCGACGCCGAUCCUUCGCCACGUGGCGUUCAACAAUCUGGAAGUCAGCAUACGGAGCACUCCACACUUCGUGGCGGUGUGUCCGUUACUGGCGGUGUCGAGCCAUCGGCAGUAGGCCGGCACCAUGGAUCGAGUGCACCGUCCGCCGAUCGAUUGACAAGUACCUGCCCCGCACGCAAUGGAGUCGCAACCGGGUCCCUGCGCAUCGGCAGUGCACGUCCUUCGAUGCCCAAACGCACAACGCCGACCCAACCCGACCUCAGGGACGACGGCGCGUGCAGACCAGCGGUGCGUCCAGCACCCACUGUAGAGAACAUCACACGAGGAGUGUCAAAUAUGCGGGCACACAGCGAUGGCGGCGACGACGAUGGUGGUGGCGGUGAUGAUGACGACGAACGAUUUAGGGAGGACGUGGAAGCAGGGGACGACGAUGACGACAUUCCUAUUCGGCCUUUGGGGAAAACGGGUGGGAGGGGAAGAGGACGCAGCAGACGUGCUGUUCGUGGCCAAUCCGUUAGCCGUGGGGGCAGAGGUCGCGUCAGUGACGACGGCGAGAAGUCUGCGACGUACUGGUCUCCGAAAGAGCAAAUGCAACUGGUGAGAUGCAAGCGGGAGCAAGAGAUGCACCUCGUCGGGUUGGGUCACAAUUACGGGCGGAUGCGGACCAAGGAGUGGAAGUGGGACGACAUUGCGAAGCGCAUGGCGAACGCGGGGAAGCCUAAAGACGCGGACGACUUCAUGAAGAAGUGGGACAAUCUCUUCCAAAACUACAAGAAGAUACAGAGGUUUCAAAAUGCGAGUGGCCGACCAGAUUUCUUCGGGCUAUCGAAUGAAGAAAGGAAGGAGCACAACUUCAAGUUCCGGAUGGAGAGGGUGUUGUACAACGAGAUCCACGCGGGCAUGAUGGGCAACCACACAAUUUUCCCUCCCAACGUCGCCGACACUGGAAGUCCGGACGGGGUGCAGCUGCCCAGGCGAGGAGCGGGUGUUGGGGAGUCUGUUGGUAGUGAGGCCGCUGGUGAAGGCUUCCCUGAAGAACGUUCUUCUACGAGGGACUCCGACAACAACGCAGCCAGCGGGGCUGGAGGUGGGAAGCGGAAGAAUGCGCGUCAACAGGCUUUGGAGUCGAUUGCUGAUGUCAUGGACCGCCAUGGCGAACUGAUGUCGUCGACGAUCGAAUCUUCCUUGGACGACCACUGCCGACGCCAUUUUUGCCAUCUCGUCUCGUGGACGAUCUUCGGUGGAGUCGUCGUCCUUCUGUCUGCCACGCCGACGUCGUGCGUCAAUCAUCUCGCCGCGGAUCACUGCGAACGUCGCUCUUCUAUUCUUCUCGCCGCCAGUCUUUUCGCCGCGGAGUACUGUCGCUGGGGUUGUCGUCCUUCUGUCCACCACGUGCUCGUCGUGGUCUUCUUCCCGCGGAGGACAGAUCUUCUGCGUCGCGGGGGUACCCGUCGUCGUCACGCCACAGCAGCACGGGAGACGUAUUUCUCGCCAGAUCGACGACACUUCAAACGAAGGUCGGCGAAGCACUUCCCGCUCAUCCGAUCACACCACCAAGCUCGCCUGCAGAGGUCACCACGAAGCAUGUCUACGCGAGGGAACACCCGUGGGAAGAAGCGCGACAUAGUCCCUGGCGACAGCCAAGGGCAGGGAAGAGGUCGGCGGCAUGCCCCGAACGCGAAGAGGGUGCGUUCGGAAGAUGCGUUAGCAAGGGUGCCUCGUCGUGGAGCGCAAGGUUGGGCGGCAGCAGCGGAAGGGGACUACGACGAAGAGUUCACGACGGAGGAGGAACAGGCAGAGGCGACCACGUCUGCAGUACGGGAGAGCGGUCGGCAACACUCUACUGAUCGGAGCGCUUCGAAGAGGAUGCUGACCCCUCCACCCGAGGCGCAGCACCUGCGUGCCCGCGAUACGCGGACAGAGAAGGCUGUCAUCGUCGAUCUUUGCGGCGAGGAUGACGAGCCCUUGGAUAGACGUCGCAUGCGCACUCGUACAACGACGACCCCACCGCCGGCGGUGACGGCACGCACUGCUGUAAACGAAAGGCCAGUCUCGGGUAGGCUGCCCGCCACGCCGUCUCAGCCACGUCAGCGCAACGAGGGUGGUGACGGAGGGUCUGUCCAACGCGGCGGCGGGGGGGAAGUCGUGGCAGACGCGCGCGCAGUUGCGGCCGAAGCGGCAGGUGCUGCGGGGGCGGGUGGUUCAGGCACUGUGGACCCCGUUGCGACGGCGAGAGAGGAGGCAGCAGUCGUGGCGACGACGAGAGAGGAGGCGCAUGGCGAGAAGAAAGGCGAUCGGGAGGGCGGCGAGCCCGGUUCAAGCCGGGUACGUAGGGAAGUGAUGGCAAAAGACCUCAUCGAUCGUGCCGUCCUUUGGGUCGAUGACAAAGCUUUCUGGACGACGGGGGAGGGGCGAAGACUGUACAACAUCGUCCACGAUACGAGAGAGUACUUCGUCGCCAUCGCCAACAGACUUCCACCGCUUGCCGUCCCUCGGAGUGUCGUACUGCCCAAAUCCAUUACGCGCGUAGGCAGGAUCGCCGACCAAUCACAGCUGCAGCAAGCGAUCUCCCGUGCGGCGGCAGUGGAGAACGUUGCUCUGCGCAUCUUGCACGGCUGGGUAUUCAAGUUCGGGAACCGCCCAAGGGGAUACCAUGUGGCUUUCCAGUACUCGCUGGAAUCCUUUGCUACAGACAUUGCGCGUGCUAUGUGGUACGGUGAGGAGUGGUGCGACGUCGUUAGUCUGGCGGUUUGCGCGCACACGAUAGAUCUGUCCAUGGACUUGCCACUGUGGUUCGCCGGCGCCAACAUCGAGGACAGACCGGACGACGACGACAUGGCGGCGCACCAGGAGUCCACCGUCGUCUGCGUCCCGCAUGCAUUCCGCGCGGCAGUGCAAAUGGGGGCGCUGAUCGACGGGGAGUUAAUCUUGCACGAUCGUCUUUGUCGGGUGACUGACUGCUUCAGGCUGUUGUUGGCGGCGUGCAUGUGGAUAAUGCGCAUGGCGGGGGACGAUCCGCGCAGCCACUACGAGGCUUUCUACUUCGUGAACCUCGUGGCGAAGCCCACACUCGUCGCGUCCAUGCAUCGCUCCUUCGAUCAUCGACGACCCGUCGUCCGCGCCGCGAAAGUCGUCACAGAGAGGCUCAGGAAGGCGAACGCUACGUUCGGAAAGUACUCCGACUACAUCCCUCAAUGGGCACCCUGCGGCAUUGGUUUCAGGCACGACGCGAGCAUAACGGGGCCGGAGGAUGCGAAGAAGCUAGAUUGGUUGGGUUCGGGCCCCCCCCAUGAUGAGAACAACAACAACGGGAAAGAUGACGCGUAGGGGGGGGGGGGGGGGGUUGCUGCUUGUGUGGACGCGGGCGCAUGUACAUGUGGCUGGUCGUGAUGGGCUUCGCUGUGGUUGCACCAUCG
Chara braunii is the source of this 3952-nucleotide messenger RNA. The record is from the annotation of a GenBank genome assembly. Lineage: Eukaryota; Viridiplantae; Streptophyta; Charophyceae; Charales; Characeae.